This is a messenger RNA of Hemicordylus capensis (graceful crag lizard), 3436 nucleotides long. RefSeq names its product ectonucleotide pyrophosphatase/phosphodiesterase 7 (gene ENPP7). The transcript is spliced from 7 exons. Lineage: Eukaryota; Metazoa; Chordata; Lepidosauria; Squamata; Cordylidae. Bases 112 to 1449 code for a protein of 445 amino acids. The record is from RefSeq and is a predicted model, not a curated record.
CGAUCAGCUGAGAGGCGGGGAGGGAAGAGCUCUGCAGUUUGCAGGCUGCUCCGAUCUAGGCCUCAUCGCCGAUCCUAGGCCAGAGCUGGAGUCUCUGACUCACAGGGGAAGAUGUUUGCUUUCCUGGGGCUCCUGGUUCCCCUGGUUGCCCUCGGAGCUUGUGCUCCACUACAAGGAAUAAGCAACCGUACUAAGCUCCUGCUGGUGUCUUUUGAUGGUUUUCGCUGGAAUUAUGACCAGGAUGUAGACACCCCCAACCUGGAUGCCAUGGCUAGAGAUGGGGUGAAGGCACGUUACAUGACUCCUCCUUUUACCACCCAGACAAGUCCUUGCCACUUCACUCUGCUUACAGGAAAGUACAUUGAGAACCAUGGAGUGAUCCACAACAUGUGGUUCAAUGCCAGCACAGGGCAGAAGCUGCCUUAUUACAACACACAGAGGGUAUCCGCCUGGUGGGACAAUGGCAGCCUCCCUAUCUGGAUCACAGCACAAAGACAGGGUUUAAAGACAGCGUCCCUCUUUUUCCCUGGAGGUAAUGCCACCUACCAAGGAGAAAGGGUGAAUGUGAAUAAAGUGGAGAAGCUCUUUCACAAAUAUGACAAUGAGACUGAGUGGAGGCAGAACAUUGACACCGUCAUGAAGUGGUUCACUGAGGAUGGUCUUGACUUUGUUGCUCUUUACUUUGGAGAACCUGACUCCACAGGACACAAAUAUGGCCCAGAAUCACAGAAAAGGAAAGACAUGGUCAGUCAGGUGGAUCGGACAGUUGGUUACUUGAGACAGCGCAUCAAGGAGAACAUGAACUCUACGCUCAACUUGAUCAUCACAUCUGACCACGGCAUGGAGCAAGUCAUCAAAGAGGACGAAAUUUUCCUGCGAACUGUGAAGAACUUCUCUUUUAGUGACAUCAAGUUUGAGUUGGUAGACUAUGGACCACUGGGGCUUCUGGAACCCAAACCAGGAAAACUGGAACAAGUUUAUGAGGCUCUGAGACAGGCUCACCCCAAACUCCAUGUCUAUAAGAAGGAGGACUUCCCCAAGAGAUUCCAUUAUGCCAACAAUACUCGGGUCUCACCUCUUGUGUUGUACGGUGACUCUGGCUACGUGAUCCAUGGGAGAAUCAAAGUGCAGAUCAACAAGGGGGAACAUGGCUUUGACAACGAAGAUAUAAACAUGAAGACCAUAUUCCGGGCUGUGGGACCAGCCUUCAGAAGAGGGCUAGAAGUCGAGCCUUUUGAAAGUGUGAAUGUUUAUGCUCUCCUCUGUGAACUUCUGGAGAUCACUCCUGAGCCAAACGAUGGAUCCUUGGAAGCCACACAGCAUAUGCUGGUCAAAAAUGCAGGGACCAGAACAAUUUCUCCUCUUGCCACUUGGAAACUUACAUGGCUGUUAGGCUUCGCUGCCUUUCUGAGAUUCUUGACUGGGAUUCCUUGUCAUGUGCUUUUGUAAGGAUGUUUUCCAGCUUCCUGGGAAAGGGCACCAACCAGGGGAAAGGAGCAUUACAGCACAAGAAGGUAUUCCCAGUGAACAAAAGGAAGGGCAAUCGGAGUGAGCAAGGGACAGGAGGAACACUCCGGAUCUUCAUCCACCCCCACCUCUGAAUUCACCAUCCUGCACUUCCGGGCUUCUAUGGGAGGAGAUCUUUGUGGGGCUGCAUCAGGGAAACAGCUGUGUGAGCCCCCUCACACCUUUCCCCCUCUCUAGGGUUGCCAACUGUCCCUCAUUACACUGAAUGUCCUUCAUUUCAGGGAUGAAAUGUUAGUCCCUAUACUAUAGGGACAGCAUGGGUCCCUCAUUUUGGUGACGGGGCAAGCAGCUUCUUAUUUUGAGAAAUUUUUUUGGUUGAAAAGUGGUAUAACUUGAAUAUGUUUUAAAUAAUAAUGCUGGCAUUAUGCAAUAGCAUAUAAUUCAAAUACAUAUAUGUCAAUGAUACUCAGGCUGCGGUAUCAUUUACCAUUGCAUACUCCUGCCCCACCCCCAGCCAGGCCCCCAGCCCCCUCAAACCUGUGUCCCUCAUUCUGGCAAUGAAAUGUUGGCAACCCUACCCCUCUCCCAACUGUGGUCACUAAUAUGCAGGGUAGGGGCAAGUUUGGUUCCCAUCUCAGCUUCUUCCACAGUUGCAAGCCCUUUACUUUAUCACAUUAGUGAGCAGCUAUCACCAACUUCUUUUGAGAGAGCAAAGGGGCUGCAAUGGAAAACACUGCUGAAGAGGGAAGCAAAACCUCUUUCCUCCUCUAGACACUGGAAACUCCAGUGCUACCACCACAAGGGAGUAGGCUUUGUAACACUUCAUCUGUGCUCCAAUUGCAUCCUCUUUAUUCUUCCUCAAAAUAUCCAUCUCCCCCACUGGCUUGUAUGGGGGAUGGAUCUCCCAUCUUACUGGCAAGCAUUUUUCUUUCCAAGAAUGAACACUGAGGUGUGUUUUUUUUAAAGGAGGGUGAGGGGCAUAGCUCUUGGAUAGUUAUAGCUUAUGAUUUUUGUCAUGCUUUGGGCUGGAAACAAUGUCUUUGGUUCUUCUCCAUUUACAUUUAGCUAAUCUUAAAACAGCAAUUUGAGGUUUUUCCCACCAUACUGGUACAAUUCCAGAUCUUCCUCUGUCUGUCUGCCUGUCUCUCACUGCCAUGCACACAUACACCCUCCUGGGAAAGCUACCUGUUGCAUUAUCAAUUCUGGUACUGACUAUAUUGUUAGAAAUUGGUAAUACCGGCAGGACUUUAAUUCGUAAUUCCUGCUGUACUUGGCCUUAUGAGUUGAUGCUUGAAUUGUCCAUCUGUUCUCCACAUUUUAGUAAUGUACAUACAAUGCAAAAGAGUUUAUUGCAGUUGGGAAUUCUCUUGCCAUUUGAGGAGGGGGAAAUUGUUCAUAUCUUUGAAAAUAAUCUGCAGGAAGCUGCAAAGCAGCAGAGCAUUGAGAAGUAUUUGCCAGCAAAGUAAAGGGAUAGCUUCCAUUCCUCCUUUGUGAAUGAAAGAGGAGAGAGAGAGAUUAAUAUGCAUAAUGAGCUGACCAGGAUCUUGAGUCCCCAACAACCAUGAUGGCUACUUUUGACAAUCUGUGAUAUUGACUUUUUGAUUAUCUGAGCUAGGACUGGCAAGUUCAUGUAGACAGAGGCAUUCUUCCAUUGACAGCUAUAGGACAGGCAAAACACAACAUGCAGCUUUUCUGUCUCCAUAUUUCCAUGCUGGGAGAGGUUUUGCCUAUUGGAUUCCAGCUGCUGAGGGCUUCUGCUUUAAAAAUAAUAAUGCAGAAAACCCGUUUUACAGUAUUCUGCUAUAGACACUACGGCACUGUACUUUACAUAAUGGUAAAGAUACUCUCAUGUAUCCCUUUCCCCAAUUGUCAGAGAAACCCUUGAACUGAACCAGCCAGCCUGGACUCGUAAUACAGAAGCUCCUGACGAAUUUCAUGUUAUAAAAUAAAAGUAUUCCUAUUUGGACAA